AUGUUCAUGCAGACAGAAACGUGGUGGUUCUAUCUGUCGUUUAGGAACGAUUUGAUAACUCGGUUCGACUUGAAAGGGGCGGAGAUCAAACACCAGAUUAGCAGCAACAUGUGGGUUUCAUCAGAGGGCCGCACAGCUUACGUCUACGUGAAGACAGACUGGCGAGAAAGACAGAAGCUGCAUCGAAAGUGGCUGAGACAGAGGAUCCUGGCCCCGCAGCUCCAGCAGCAAGCGAAGAAGCAGCAGCUGCUGCGGCAUGUGAGCAUACAGCAGCAGCUCGUGCUGCAGCAGCUGCAACGGGAAGAGGAACCCGUGGCAGCAGCCGCUGCCAAGGCUGCGGCUGCUGCGGGUGAGCCCACUCAAAGGACUCCUCGCAGCAGCAGACGCAGCUCAGUGUCUUCGACGAUGGAAGCCACCCGCUGCCGCAGCAGCAGCAGGAGACGCCAGAGCACCGCAGGAGAUGCGCUGCAGCAGCAGCAGCAGCAGCAGGAUAUGGUGCUGUUUCACCUGGCGGCACGGCGGCAGCAGCUGCACGUCCUCGAACAUCUCGAACCUGGACAGUCAGUUUGGGAGAAUCUUUGGGGGCAGCAUAACCAAAGUGAAACUGACACGGAUGAAGUAGACGACAAGGCUUUACUGGAGGAGCUGCAUGCAUUUCGCAGCACGCACUUCAGACUGUCCAAAUGGGCACCAGCCCCUAGGGCUGCUGCAAUGCAUGCGCGCAUGCAUGCGCGCAUGCAUGCGCGCAUGCAUGCGCGCAUGCAUGCGCGCCGUGUGAAUCUGCUCAAGCGUUUUGCAGGCAUGAACAUGGCCACAUUCGAAUAUCCUGAACUGUCCACAAGGCAGUCUAGGCCCAACAAUAUUCUUAACCCCCUGCACCAUGCUGUGUAG
Molecule: messenger RNA, 891 nt
Organism: Eimeria necatrix
Lineage: Eukaryota; Apicomplexa; Conoidasida; Eucoccidiorida; Eimeriidae
Source: RefSeq, a predicted model, not a curated record